Molecule: messenger RNA, 1626 nt
Organism: Emericellopsis cladophorae
Lineage: Eukaryota; Fungi; Ascomycota; Sordariomycetes; Hypocreales; Bionectriaceae
Product: amino acid permease/ SLC12A domain-containing protein
Exons: 8
Coding region: 1-1626 (541 amino acids)
Biological process (GO): amino acid transmembrane transport
Cellular component (GO): membrane
Molecular function (GO): amino acid transmembrane transporter activity
Source: RefSeq, a predicted model, not a curated record
AUGGAGGACCCCAAGAGCUCCAGCGCUUUCAUCGCGGCCACUGACAUGGAGGCCAGCCUCAGCGGCCAUGGCUCUAUCCGCGCUGAGCCGCCCGAGGAGAUCAAGCGCGACCUGAGUUCUCGACACAUCAACAUGAUUGCCAUUGCUGGUCUCUUCCUUGGGUCUGGCAAGGUGCUUUCCAUCGCUGGUCCCGCUGGCGCUCUUCUCGCCUACACCUUCAUGGGUCUUGUCACGCUCGGAGUCUCCUAUACCACUGGCGAGAUCACCACUUUUAUGCCCAAGACUGGCGGUUUCGUCCGUCACGCGACGCACUUUGUUGAGCCCGCGCUCGGAGCCGCUGUCGGCUGGAACUUCUGGUACACGAUGGCAAUUGUGGUCCCGACAGACAUGAGCGCAGCAGCAACCAUCAUCCAGUUCUGGAACACAUCUGUCCAUCCGGCCGUGUGGAUCACCAUCUUUUCGGUCUGCAUCGUCGUCCUCAACUUCCUGGGUGUCAGGCUUUAUGGAGAGUCCGAAGUCAUCUUUGCCUCCCUAAAAAUCAUGCUUAUCAUUGCCCUGAUUAUCGGUGGGCUCGUUAUCGACCUCGGCGGCGGUCCUGAUGGAAAACGCAUCGGAUUCGCCUACUGGGAGAACCCGGGCGCCUUCAACGAAUACAUCAUGACGGGAUCCGCCGGACGCUUCCUGGCCUUUUGGAAGGUCUUGCUCACCGCUGCCUUCAGCUUUGGAAAUGUUCAAAUCGUCGCCAUCUCCGGUUCCGAGACACGCAACCCCCGCAAGAUUAUCCCGGCCGCAACUCGCAAGACCUUUCUGCGCGUCUUUCUCUUCUAUUUCCUCAGCAUCCUCAUUGUUGGCAUGAUCGUUAAAUACAAUGACCCCUCGCUCUCUUUGUCAACUGGCAACGCAGCCCAGUCACCAUUUGUCAUUGCCUUUGAGCGCGCCGGCGUAUCUGUCCUCCCCUCCAUUAUCAAUGGCGUAGUCUGCACCUCAGCCAUCAGUGCUGGGUCGGCCUGUAUCUUUUUCGCUUCGCGCACACUCUACGGACUCAGCCGCGACGGCCACGCCCCAGCCUUCCUCCAGAAGUGCAACCGAUAUGGUACACCUCACUAUGCGGUGGGAAUGACCUGCCUCCUCCUCCCGCUUGUCUACCUCAACGUCGGCAAUGACUCAUCCGUCGUCUUUGGAUGGUUCGUCAACAUCACGACCGUGUCAGGCCUGAUUGGCUGGGUUGUCAUUCAAGUCACGUACCUCCGCUUCUACGCCGGACUGAAAGCACAGGGUUACUCGCGAGAUCAACUUCCGUAUCGCAGCCCUGGUCAGCCAUAUGUCGCAUGGGCCACGCUGAUUGCCAACGUCCUAGUCCUACUCACGUCGGGAUUCGACGUCUUUGUCGACGGUAAUUUUACGGCCGCGGGCUUCUUGACCUGCUAUCUUAAUUUGGCUAUCUUUGCCGUGCUCUAUGUGUUCUUCAAGUUCUGGUACAAGUCAAAGAUCAUCCCACUCGACGUGAUGGAUCUUAAGACUGAGUUUGAGGCUAUUCGGAGGGAGAAGGAGGAAGAGGCCCAGUUGGGCAGCCCGGACGACGGGAAAUUCAAGACCAUUGUCACUAAGAUUCGCAACUGGAUCUAG